UUUGUUUCCCAUGAAAAAUUCGCCUUUUAUUUAUAUAAAAAAAACGCAAUUACUUUUUGGCCAACCCAAUAUAUCAUAGUAUUCCGAUUUCGAAUUUAAUAAACCUGGAUUUUGUAUUAGAAGAAUUAAUAUAGAUACGGUGUCACCAGGGUGUCUCGUAAAAGAAAAGAGAAAGAAAUAAGCUGAAACUUCCGCGUUUACUGUAUGGCGGUACUGCGAUAGAAUUGAAUCGAUGUUCUAUUUUGUUUCUAUCCCCGCUAAAGGGGCUGCUUGAGCGGAAGGUACACGCGCGGACACUCUUCACUGGUGCACGAUGCCGCACGCGGAAAAAAAGAAGAAUGUGGAGCGCUUAUUAUCUGCGGCCAUCACACGCUCGGCUGCCGCUUGGUGGAACGGGACGCUCUUCGUGUUGCAUGCGUCUAUCUAAUGUGCAUAGACCAGCAGAUGACGACGACGAUGACGGUAUUGACUGUCACGAGCUGCUAGCUACACGAGUUCACAGAGAAAGAGAGAAAGAGAGGGAAAGCACGCACUGCCCGACGAAUUAAUCUUCACGGCCGCGUUUUAAUAUGCCGUUUCCGCCUCGUUCGAGUCGUCACCCUUGAGGGUGGGAAUCUCGAUGAUAGAGCAGACACGACACCUCCACCCCCCUCACUCCGCCUCUCCCUCCCCCUAAUGUGUCCGCGAGAUCGCGGCGACCGGCAAUUUCCGGAAGAGAGGAAAUCCUGAACGAUGUCUUCUCUCUCUCUCUCUCUCUUUCUGCGCGCGAUCCUACGUGUGCAAUUUCCACCUCGGCUCGAGAGAAAGAGCGCGUUUUACGGUGUGUAAACGAAGGAGGAGGGUAGAGGGGCUGGAGGGAGGGCGAGGGCGCACUCCGGCGUCGUCCCAUGGAUCGCCUCCUCGACGCUCUCCCUCCCCUCGUGGUGGUCGGUCCGCGCGUAAAAAUCCACCGGCGAACGCGGGGCGUGGUUACGUGGGAGAGCCUUCUCUCUUCUCUCUUCUCGUUCCGCAGCAUCCCCUUGCUCCCUCCCCUCUCUCCCGUGCUAACUCCGCUCUUUCUCACCGCGGUGCGGUCUCUUUCGCUAGGUCUCCUCUUUCCUUCCCCGUCGCUCCUUCGACGCCGAGCGUCCGUCCGUCUCUUCUUCCUAUCUCCCGUGUCACCGUUUCCCGCGAUUCCCCGCGAUGACGAAACGGCGAUUCUCUCGUCCCUUGAUUCUCACGUGUCUCUCUUUUUCCUUUUUUCUUCUUGCCUAAAUCGUCGCGUUUCAUUGUUUCCUUCUGCAUUGUCUAAUGUGCUCAUGACGCUUGGAUUUCUUCCUGCUAAUUUUGCAACGAUUUUGUGUCAGGGAACUGAUAUUUUGAAUACGCGAUUUCUGCUCUCCUUUCGAAACUUUUUCAUUUCUCUAUCGUCUUCGCGCGCGCGCGCAGAUACUGCGGUGCUUAUCCUUUCCCAAUCUGUGUUACUUAACUGUAUCUUCGUGUCUUGCGGUUUUCCUAUCUCUUUUCUCGUUUGCAAUAUUUGCUGCUUAAAGCUUCUCAGAUCCUAUUGCCGUUUAUCUAAUCUUUCCUUUUCCCAUGUUUUUGUAGCAUCUCAUUUCGCUGCUCUUCUCUCUGUCGGUUAUGCCGAAAAUUUACGAACUCGCCCGAGAGGUACUUCGGUAUAAAUGGCAGAGGAGAGAUCGGCCAGAGGCUGAAGAGCGAUGGCGAAAGAGUGACGAGGACAUCCUACUUAAAGCGAGUACGUCUCGUCUGGUGCGACAGAGACGGGAUUAGAGAGUAAAGUAGACCGAGAGAGAGCAAAAGAGAGGGAGAGAGGAGCAUCGAUAGAAUGAGAAAGGUUACACGUGCAGUGCUGUAUGCACCGCUUGUGCGCAUCUGAUAUUCUCUCGAUUUAAUGAAAAAAUUAAAGAGAUGCGCGAAGUAUUUUAUUUUUUUGGAAUUUUUAUGUAUCAUGCGAUCAAAAAAUAUUUCACAUCUUUUUGUGACUUUUAUGUUUCUUAUCAAUAUGUUGAAAUGUUACAUUCGUAAUAACCAUAGCAAGAGAAUAUUUCCUCGAAGCUUUAAAUUUAUCUUAUGUAUCCUGUAACAUAAAGAUUGACAUGGUAUUCUUUCGUCGAAAAGAUUUGCGAUAUGGUUCAAUAAAGAGAAGCCAUUCAGAGUCUCUGCGAUAUCAUUAUCAAUGCUCAAAUAAAAUGUGUUUUGAUGUUUGCUUUGUAAUAUGUAUUAUGAUAUAAACAAGGCAUUGUGUUCUUGCGCUUGUCAUAUUUCGAAAAUUUAUUUAGAAUACAGAAAUAAUAUAACAAUAUAAGAUACAUAUUUAAAACAAAAAUAUAUAUAUACUAUGUAUAUGGAUACAAUAUGUCUCGUUAAAUUCGUAGAGCUCUGAUUUUACAUCGGACUUUAUUAUUUUAUUAUAUCCUUUGUUAUCGUUGCAUGCACCAUAUAACUGCACGAUAACAUUAUUAUCUAAACGCCAAAUUCUGUGUGCGCUGCAAAACAAGAUACAACACCGCAAUGACACAUUGACGCAUUUUUAAUUACGGCAGUUAAAGCUAACGCAAAAACAACGCGUAACACGAUCGCUAUAACGCAUCACCGAUGCGAUUACAAUUGGCAUAUCACGUUGCAACGAAUCACGCCGCGCAAUGCAACUCGAUAUCAGCAAUUCAAAAAUAGGGCGGUUUCCUAUCAAAGCACCACUGCACGACAUCGUCAUAAUUCACCGGAGCAAAAAACAGUAAAAAAAAAUCAUAUCAAUGUAUGAGAGAUGAAAGGCAUUCACAGCAUCUUGCAGCGUUAUGCGCGCAUGGGAAAUAAUUUCCAAUUGAAUACGCGCGAUAUUCUUGAGCGUGCUCGAGCACCGAGCGGCACUCGCAUUGCACGAGGGUCUACACCCGCGACGGGGAUUGCACUCGACGGUUUCCCGUGUCACACCCACAUCCUGCAAACGUUGAUCGGCGAAGCGGAUUCUACCUAGCUCGCGUGUCGCCGGCUACGCUCCUGGGCAACGUGCGAGAGGGAAAGAGGCCGGCCUCACCUACCGAGAGAACCUCCAGUCUUGUCGAGUGUUCCGUGGCGGCCGGCGAGCGUUGCGAUUAAUAGCGACUGCACCCGCGGAAUCGCAUUCCGAUCUCGCGUCUCCGGCGGAUUACUCUCCUUCUCUCUCUCUCUUUCUUUCUUUCCCUUCCCCGCUCUCCCUUCGUUCCCUCUCGGGAGUAAUGCGAACGCGCGGCGCGUAAAUCGCGACGCCGGAGAACCAGCUCUGCGAUGAACAGUCUGGGUGUCGGGAUCGGUGUCGUUCGUCAAACGCUACCAGCGCCGAGACGCGAGCCCUGCGCCGAGGAUCGGUUCGGAGAUCGGCGCGUCGCGGUUUAACUCGGAGACAUCGAUGGAUUUUUCCCCGCGUUCGUCCCAUCCGACCGGCGAGAGUGACGUCUCCUCGCACCCCCGCGAAUCCCCGAUCGCACUUGCCGGCUCGUAAACCGGAUGCCCGAUCUCGCUUCCGGUUCCUCCGUAGUUGACGUAAUCCUCGCGCCCGAGGAAGCACGAUUUCCGCGCGCCGUUGCGUAAGACGGAACGGAGCACGUGUGACUUCCAUCAGGAGCCUUAUCCGAUUCUUCGUGGGACACUUGCGAGGCGAUCGUUGGGCGAUCGAGGGAGGUGGGAAGCGAAGAAUUCUCUCAAGCCCAAGUGCGUCGUUUUUCUCACCGCUGAGGGCUUCAACGAGCACUACGAUAGCGCUACGUGCCGCGUAGAACGCCACGAGAUAAGCGUGAAAAUACGUCAGCAUCUUCUACGUGCGAGAACCACAAAGAGACGGGACUCGUUUGAGAAGAUCACCCGGUGCGAGAGAUUGCCUCGAGUCCAGCUCGAUCGCCAAGAGAGACGCUAUCGAAAUCCGUUGCCAUCGCGGAAGAGAAAGCCGUCGUUGAAUCGUAAUCAAACCGUUCAGGUUUGCGGAGAUACUGCGUUGCGGUCGACGUGACCAUUUCCCGGGAGCUUUUGUUGCCGAGAAGCGAGUCAAGAUAGACGAGGGGGCACGUGGAAACUCCUGAAUGCCGAAGCGCGAUUGAAACAACUUCGCGAAUUCGAAGUACAAUUCAGGCCGAGAGCACGACGCAUUAUUUAUCUUCUCCGCAGAGAGGGUUCUCGCACUUGGCGAAGGGGAAGAGUUAAGAUCCUCGCUGUCAUCGGUCGAGGCAGCUUUGCGGAUCGCGUCGACGUCGGCGAGAUUGUUCUCGCCCUCCCUCCGAGAUUUCUUGUCGUCGCGAGCGGGCGGGCGGAGCGUCGCCGGAGGCUGAGUGAAAUCUAGCAGGACCACGUCCAAGAGCGGGAAAGCGUUUCCGUGGCUUGGAAGGCAGUCGAGCUGAAACGCGGGCGCGUGGCCGAUCGAACGGCUCGCUCGAAAACUGCGCGCGACGACAGCGUGACCAGUUGGUGCCUCGCGAGUUCCAGUACGGAUCGGUGGAGGAUCCAGGAGUGCGCGGGAGGGUCAUCAGAUUCGCUAGCACGAGCGAGCAUCUCAUUUUUGCACGCACCGGUCGACCCGUCGCGUUCGACCGAAGCGACCAGCGAUCGUCGGCGAACGUUCCACGCUGCUAUUCCGCGCGCGUUUACGGAGACCGGCGCACCUGCGGAGCAGCCAGCAAACGAGUCUGGCGAGUACCGGUCAGAGUACCUGGCGGAUCGAUUCGGUAUUCAGCGCAGGAGGCCGAUCGCGAGGGCAGAGUCCGAGCUCUCCGGAGUGCCUACGCUGCGCGCGAUAAUCAUCGCCGCUCGCUUUCACCGGAGCCUCGAUCGGCAGCGCAGCGCGGCGCGGUUCUGAUCGCGUCCCGCAAUAAAUCUAAUAGCGGCUCCGCAAAGUAACGGUUUACGGCGGACAUUACGGCGGGAGCGACGCGCUCACGCUCGCAGACCCGUGAGGAGAGUCGGCGAGCGAGUCGCCGCUUCGCGGCUGCGUCGGUCGCGCGCGACCGCCGAGAUAAUCGCGGAGGAUUAACCGCGAGCAGGGAGGUCGUCUCCGCGAGUGGCUCGCCGUAGAAAAGACUGACCGGUCGGUGCCGAUUGGAUCUUGGUCGUCGUGAUUUCCGUGCGGAAGCGGAGCGCGAGCACUGGCUCGCCGAUCGAUGAACCGGACAGUCGGGGAGGGAACGCGGAAAGAAGCAGGCGGAUGUCUUAAUACGGCUUUCGAGUAAAAAGGAAGACACGAGAUCCAGACGGGAGAGAGAGAGUAUAAGGCGGUCGCCGAUGUGCAACGGAGUAUCGAGGUCGUCGUUCGUAGUGUGCGCGAACGCGAUUCACCCGAUCGAUCGAUCGGCUCGGCGAUAACUCGGCCGCGAGAUUCCAAGCGGGGUUGAACGUCGACGGCGAUGUCGCCGGUGCCGACGUGAAGACACGAAGAGUCGUCGCGAUCGCGAGUGUCCGAAUUUGUUGAACGCGCGUGACGCAUCCUCGGGGGUGUCUCUGCGUCUCUCGUGAAUCCCUCCGAUUCUCUCUCUCUCCCUCCCUCUCGCUGGGGAAAGCAAGCAGCCGUAGGGUAAAAAGCCGGCAAGCUGGAUGCUACAGACGGUGCCUCGCCCCCUGCGCCCCCGCCCGACAUUACUGUCACGCAGGAUGACCGCUUUGGGAAGCGGACGGGCGGAAGCGCCAGGAGACCCAACGAAUGUUUCGUCCUUGAGCCCUCCGAGAUGAUCGUCAUCGACUACCCGGAAGUUCAUGGUGGAGGAAGGAUGCAUCGACCACCGCACCCUCACCCCAUAACCGACCACCGUCAGGUCAACCUGGUCUUCGAUGACACAUUUUCGCAGGGCCUGACAGGCAGGCCGGAGCUGUACCAGAAAUCAAACAGGAGCAGUCACUCGAGCGACACGAGUUCGGCAUACAGCGGAUCUGACACCAUGACUUCUGUGCAGAGCUCAUUGGACGCGGAUCCCGAUGAGGUGGAUCUCUCGGGUCUCGUCGAGUCGAUUGUCGACAGUGACGAGGAGGAGGAUCUGGCGGAGAGCAUGGAUAGCCUGACGGUCCGCGAUCCCGUUCGAGAAUGCUUGGAGAAGGAUCCGGUCGAGAGAACGGAGGACGACAUAGAGACGCUUCUAGAGUUCACGCAACAAUUGAAGGCGUUCACGAACAUGACUCUGGCCGUUAGGAGGGCGCUGUGCGCCGUGAUGGUAUUCGCGGUGGUCGACCGCGCCGGCAUGGUGGUCUUGAACGACGGCGAGGAGCUCGACAGCUGGAGCGUGCUGAUCAACGGCGCGGUCGAGAUCGAGCACAGCAACGGCGAGAUCGAGCAACUCGGUCUCGGAGACAGCUUCGGGAUCCUGCCUACCAUGGAGAGGCUGCUGCACCGCGGGGUGAUGAGAACCAAAUGCGACGACUGCCAGUUCGUGUGCGUCACGCAAGCAGACUACUUUCGAAUUCAGCAUCAGGGCGAGGAGAACACCAGGAGACACGAGGAGAACGGCAGGGUGAUAUUGGUGACCGAAUUGCGGGGAGCUCUGGACGGCGCCGCGCGGAGAGGGCACGUGGUAAUCCGCGGAACGCCCGACCGUUUGAUGUUACAGCUCAUCGAAGAGAACAGUAUUACGGAUCCUACUUACGUGGAGGACUUCCUAUUGACUCAUCGAACGUUCAUUGAGAGUCCGUUGUUGGUCGCGGGCCAGUUGCUGGAAUGGUUCGACCAGGCGCAGGUGCGCGAUCGCGUCGCCCGCGUCGUACUCCUAUGGGUGAACAAUCAUUUUACCGACUUUGAGACUGAUCCGGCAAUGAUGGAGUUCUUGGAGGCGUUCGAGGCUGGAUUGGAGAGAGAAAAGAUGUUGGGCCAGCAGAGGUUACUAAAUAUUGCAUGCGCGGCGAAGGCGAGAACGCGGAACGUGACGCUAGCCAGGCCGAACAGGGACGAGGUCCUCAAUUUUAGCAUCUUAGGGGGAUUUGAGAGAGGUUUCGGUAUAUUUAUUUCGAAAGUUGACAAGAGAUCGAAGGCUGAAGACGUGGGUUUGAAGAGGGGCGACCAGAUCCUGGAAGUGAAUGGCCAAAGUUUCGAGCACGUGAACCACGCGAAGGCUCUGGACAUCCUGAGAGCCUCCACGCAUCUCAGUAUAACUGUGAAAUCGAAUUUACUUGCUUUUAAGGAAAUGCUUCAAAUGCCAGAUAAUUCGCCGAGACCGCGAGGCAGGUCGAGCAAGCCGGAGAUACCCAGGCUCCCGUCGGAUCCACGCGCCAGGCUGUCGACGCAUGUUGACCCCAUGACUCCUGUGAAUCCGUUAAACCCCAUGAUCGGCGGAGUACCGUUGUUGAUUCCCGACAACAACGUGUCGCCAUGUAAGGACGCGAAAAAGGAGCACAAAGGAUUCAUGACUCUCGGGCCGAAGCGGCGAUUACAGAAAGCACUUAUGAAGAUGAACAUACUGCCAAAGAACACGAUCAACGACGGCGUGCACGUGGACGAUCCUCUCGCGCCACCGCACACACCACCGGGAACAGGGCUCGUACAGACCACUACCAACCUGUACCAUUCAAAGAGUAAUCCGGAUCUCACGUCGCUUUACUGUUAUGACGACUUGAGGGCAAACGACUACCCCGAGCACGUACUCAAGGUGUAUAAAGCGGAUCAGACUUGCAAGUAUCUCCUUAUUCACAAAGAGACGACGGCGCACGAGGUGGUGAUGCUUGCGCUUCAGGAAUUCGGCAUAACGGAAAGCAGCUCGAACUUCUCUCUGGCGGAAGUGAGCGUCGGCGAGGGCGGCAUGAUCAAGCAGCGUAGACUACCGGACCAGUUGCAGAAUCUCGCGGAGCGAAUAGGACUGAGUUCCCGAUACUACCUGAAGACCAACGGAAUCUCUGAGACUCUGGUAGCCGACGAUCAAGCUUCCGAACUCAUUCGCGAGUCUCAGGUGCACUUCCUGCAGUUGAACGCCGUGGAAGUGGCGAUACAACUGACCUUGCAGGACUUCAGUAUAUUCAGACAAAUCGAGUCUACGGAGUACGUGGACGAUCUGUUUGAACUGAAAAGCAGGUACGGCGUGCCUAUGCUCAGUCAAUUCGCGGAACUAGUCAACAGAGAAAUGUUUUGGGUCGUGACGGAAGUUUGCUCCGAGCACAAUCUCGUGCGGCGCAGCAAGAUCAUAAAGCAAUUUAUCAAGAUAGCGCGCCAGUGCAAGGAGUGCAAAAACUUCAAUUCCAUGUUCGCGAUCGUGUCCGGUCUGGGUCAUGGCGCGGUGUCGCGAUUGAGAGCCUCGUGGGAGAAGCUGCCGACCAAGUAUCAAAGAUUGUUCAGCGACUUGCAGGAGCUAAUGGAUCCCAGCCGCAAUAUGAGUAAAUACCGGCAACUGGUGGCGUCCGAACAAACGCAACCGCCGAUCAUACCUUUCUAUCCGGUCGUGAAAAAGGACCUGACCUUCAUACACCUUGGUAACGACUCGAGGGUGGAAGGUCUAGUGAACUUCGAGAAACUCCGAAUGAUCGCGAAGGAGGUGCGAACGCUAACGAACAUGUGCUCCUCGCCGUACGACUUGCUGACCAUGCUGGAGAGGGGUGGGCAGCCGCCGAGCUCCGCGAUGGUCGCUUUGAAUCAAAUGACCACUGGCAAUCAAGCUGCAAUGUCGCGGCUUACAGGCGGCCAAACCGCGACGGUGAAGCGACGGAAAAAGUCCACGGCCGCUCCGAAUCCGAAGAAGAUGUUUGAGGAGGCGCAGAUGGUCCGGAGGGUGAAGGCCUAUCUCGCGAACAUGAAGGUGAUCACGGACGAGGAACGGCUGCACCAGCUCUCUGUCGACUGCGAACCGCACGCGGGCGCGGUCGCGGUCGCUGCCGCGGUACCUCUGGGUGGCAGUCGGGGAAGGAGACACCCGUCGCCGACUUUGUCCACUACCAGUAGCGCCAGCAGCACCAGCGAAGGCAGGAAGAGUAUACAAGGAACAAAAUUUGGCGCCGCGUCGCCACAGGCGGUGAGGAAGAUGUUGGCACUGUCGGAUCCUCACAAGACACGACCGUACCAACCCAAACACUGUCCACCGCCGCUACCAGUACCUGGUUUGGCGCUACACUCGAGCGGCUUGGAGCCUAGUCCAGGUGCGCCUAGAAGAGUAGGGUCCGGCAGUAGAGUGCCGAUGCACGAGCGAUCCCACAGCGACACGCCUGCCAGUCUACCGCCGCCCGUUGACCUCAGCGCGGAGAGCAGUAGCGUAACUAGCUUGAGCAAUCUCCAGCCGCUGAGGAAAACGUUAACGAGCGGUUCGGUGACGAGCAGUGACAGUGGUCAUAGUACUCAGCUGGACAGCCACAGCGGGAGCAGCGUGGAAGCGGGCGGCAGCCCACCGCCACCGCAAAGACGACACUCCGCUCUGCAAGGUACUACGGGAUUGGGAGCGAGCAUGGGCCUAGGGAUGCCAGCCCCGCUGCCACCGCCCGGAGCGGGUUCCACGACCAUAAUGACGACGAUGGGCGCGAUGGCAGGCAGCAUGACAUCGUCGUCGUCGCUCGCUACGAUGCGACCCAGCAUGAGUAGUGCGCCACAAUGCCGUCAACCACCGGCGUACAAAGUCGCGCAACACAUGGCGAGAUUGCACAGACUCGGUCGUGCUAACAGCCACGAAGGGGUCACUUAUCGCACCGACCACGAAGAUGAUGACGAGGACGCCCAAGUGUCAGCGGUUUAAAGUGCUCCACGAGUUUUCGCCGAGUCUCGAUUAUUAUCGUUUAGUUAAUUCCGUCGUACCGUUUCUUUCGCGCGGCCAAAAAGAGAAAUCGUGAAUCCGGAUGGCGCCACGCGCGAGCCGUUGCGAGAAAAGAGAAUACGCAGGGAAGAAAUUACGACACGUGAGAAUUCUCUUCCUGUAAAUGGCGUUGUCGUUUUGCGUGAACAGCGUGGCGGCAUCCUGAUCCGGCGACGUAUGAAACGACGUAUUUCAUACGCCACUCACACUAUCACACUCGGCAGAGUCGCGAGCUAAUUUUUCGUGUGGGCGAGAUCCCCGUUUUACGCUUCACCGCAGAGGAGAGAAGAGGCGUUUUUAUUUUUUAUUUAAGUCGAACGCUCGUCUUCCAAGGGUCCCCGCGACAAGCUCGAAGGAAGAAUUCAUCGUGAAUCUCAAGCGUCAAAGUAUUUUACAACGUACCGUUUAUCGGCAUUGGGAAGCGAAGCGCGAGUCACUGGCGAGUAAAAAUGCCGAUAAACAGGUGAAUGAUACGAUAGGAGAGUACUUUUCUUUUAUUAGACUGAAGGAGCAGUUCUCAAGUAGACGCUCGUGAGCCUUCACGAGAUGACGGGAAGCGAGAGCGAGAGAAGAAAGAAAGAAAGAAAGAGAGUGCGCGCGAUCGUAAUAUUCUAUAUAAAUGUGUAAUAAAACCGAGUCCAAAGAUGUUAUAUAUAUACUGCGCCUGUGUCGCCAGAUAAAGUACGGAUAACGGCGUGUCCUGUAAUAUAUACUUGUAGGCUGAUCUUUAGUGUCCCGUAAGCAUAAGUUGAUGUAAAUAGCAUAGUGUUAUAUAGUUACAUAUUAAACAAGGAGGAACCGGGACUACGGGAGAUGAGAGAUGUCGGUCAUCCAGUGUGAGAUACUUGGGAUCGUGUGCGGUUGACUCGUCGUGCAUUUAAACCACGACAACGUUCCACCGGCAUUAGAGAGAUUCGAGAGCUAGGGAGAUUCGCCUCUUUACCGAUAAGCAAGCGGAACUCUUUAUAAUCGUUCUAGACUUCAUCCUCGCGUUCAAACUCGAAAAACGGUUUAUUCCAUUUUAAGCGCCUUGCUUUUAACCAUCUGUCGUCAAUCUGUCCGUCGUCGUUCUCUGAUAAUUCUUAUAACGUGGACGAUGGAAUAUUAUUUUACAAGGGAAGCGAACAGUUUUUAUGCUUUUGCCGAAUUUUAACGUCGAUGUGAUCAGGUACAAAAAGAAAGGAACUCCUCGAAAAGUAAAACCGAUUGAGAUAAUUGUUUUUCACAGCGGCGCGCAAUCCCUUUUUUCUUUUUAAGUGCACUCGUUACGUGCAUCGCGAGACUACCUUUUGCAGUACAUAUAUAUAUACAUAUAUAUUUUUACAGAACGCAUAACGAAUUUUAACUCGCAGGUAGGUCAUAUCGUUCGUCCUCGAUUUCAAACUUUAGUUCUAUACUUAAUCAUCAGGCAUUCUUCUGCAUUCUUCGUUAUUUUAUUUAUCAGUAUCGGUACUUUUAGUUUCAUUCGCGUGUAAUCCGCUAGGCACGCGGAAGAGACCUCUUUAAAUCGUAUCUAUAUAGAAUUCGACGGCAAAAGGGAAGAAAGGGGAAGAAAGAAAAGGGAUAAAGUUUUUCGCUAUUUUAUAUUGUGUCGGUACGAGAGCAGCGGUUGGAUUUAUUAUCGUAGAUUUAUCCAUGUAUAUUAUAUACACACACACACACACACACACACACACACGCAGAUGUACGCUCUUAUCCACUGACACAAGACUCGAGUCCUUUUACAAGUAUUAUAAAGAAGCUGUAAUUCGCGUGCACGAUGUGUAUCGACGCGAUAGCAAAGAGGGCCUAAUUACCCAGGCGCCGUUUUUGCGAUUGCCAGGUAUGCGGAAGAUGAGAGAGCGCGUAAGAGAGAACAAGGGAAAGAGAGUGAAUGUACACGUGAAAGAGUAUGAAUGUAUUCGCGAGAGAGGAAGAGAGAGAGAGAGAGAGAGAGUAUCGAGGGUCAACACAGUGCUUUUCUGGAUACUCGGAUCUCUACCAUUAAUCACAUUCCAGACUUUGUCUUGCCGUGUCUACGUCCCUCGACAUGCCUUCCACUUUGGACCAUCUCGAAAAACAAAGGAAAGAUCGAAACAAGAGUCCUCGUUUAACGGACUGCCGUUAGAUAUUAUUAUUAUCACUACUUCUUUCAUUAACUGUUCUCUUGUUUUUAUUAAAAGACCAAUCUCGGAAUCCACGAAGACUGUGUUACUCUUCGACGUAGUGUCCAAUGAUCCCGAAGGAUCGGGAGGAUAAUUUCUCCGUACUCAGCUCGGUUCUUUGGGACGAAAAUUCACAAUAUAUUUACUUCAUAUUCAUAUAUAUAUAUAUAUAUAUAUAUAUAUAUAUAUAUUAUAUCUCUUUGUACAUAUCCUAACGACUUUUAAAUAUUAAUAUCCAACGUUCUCGAGGAAAUUUUUAAGCGUAUCUUAACCGGUAAUUAAAAUUCUUCGUAUAACGCGGCGUCAAAACUGAACGUCAUUCACUUUUCGUUGACUCUGACACGAUAAAAUCAUUUUUAUCUUUAUAUUUCGUUUUCUUCCGCCGUCUUUUUGCAUUUUAGGCGUGCCAGGCUCCGUCAUUCCACGUGCAUUUAGCUCCUGCGGAGAAUGUCGAUGAAUUUCUAUCGAGAAUUCAGAAUCUGUGUUCGUUUCUUAUUCUUAUAAUUGGCAUACUGCGUAUUUCCAACAACUUUUGAAAAGUCCCCAACAUAAAAUCCUUAAUAUAAAGUAGCGUAGUUUACAUAAUUCUCAUAUGAAAUGUAUACGAUUUACGACGGUUUACACGCGGGAUUCGAUCCGAGACGCAGGAUUCUCGAUAGGAGGUCAGAUUUUUACGUGUUCUGGCGAAGUCAUGUAUAAUUUUAGCAGCGACGUAAAUUGAGUUUUGAAUUAAAGGGGCCUGGGCGCAUUAGGUAACUCUUGCUCCUUUCUUUUAGAAAAAUUUGGCUCGUCUGGAAUGGCUACAUGCGACCACGCGAGAACAUAUGUUCACUGUUCCGAAAAAAAACCGGAAAACAUUAAGACGAGCCGCACUUUUCCGCUCGCCGUCUCUUUCUUUAUUUUUUAUUUAUACACCACGCCUUGUUCUGUUGUUUUAAUUAUUAUUUAUAACCCCGAGAUAUUCGAUUAUAACGCGGACAGCAGGCAACAGAAGAUCUUUUGUAUUUAAUUUGUUUAAUAAAACUUGAAUCACACAUAGUACAACGUCUCCCGCCUUUUCAGUUCUCGUCUUGUUUGUUCGUCUUGCGAUCCUAUCCUACAACGAUAUCUAUCCCUCCCGCGCUUAUUUAUUAACGGUUUACAACAGUACAAACGCUAACACCUCGGCAAAAAUCUCCCAACGUAUAUAUACGCGUACACAUAACACGUAUACAGGCUGUUCCGCGUGAAAUGACUCUGUCGCACGUCGCUGGAAAACGUGAGAGGCAAAGGAGAAGCGUUGCGCAGGCAAGAUCUAUUUAUCUGUGCACUUAAAAAAAUCAAUUAUUUCCAUGCACAACGUGGAAAGACGACACGAAGGAUGUCACGAGAAAAAGUUGCAACGCCGUAUACUUUCUCCUUCAGAUUUCAAAGGUGCUUACAACAAAGUCUCUUUCGUGCUUGUCUCUGAGAAAGUUUUCAUCUCGAAACCGGAAUAUUCUCUUAUGCUACAUCAGUUUCCUUGAUUCCUAAUAUCAUUCGAAAAAUGCGAUUGCGUCACUUUACGCCCUGUAUCACGAUUUUGUACAUACGUACAUAGAACCGAGUAUCUUUAAGUUUCAGCUCUCGUUUUGAUUAAUACCGGACCGCUACGUACGGUAUUUUGCGUUGAUGACCAGGGGUGAAUACAUCGAAUUUUCGUGUUAUUUCUUUCUUCAAUAAAUCCGUUUAAGAAAACGAAGAGCCGAUGUCGCGCUUUUCGAGGUACAAAGGACCACAGAGCUCAUGAACUUCUUUUGUUAACGCAAACGCUUGCUUUUAGCAUCCUCGCGUAUAUUCGGCGCGAGUAGUUUGAAUUAUAAUUGAUAUCGUUCGUAGCGGAUCUUAUCUGUUGGAACGAAAUUAAUAGUGAUACUACUGCUACUAUUUUGUACGAUAUAUGAUGUUUUGUAUAUCUGUCUACCGUACGUGUAGAUGCGGAGUCUACCGAUUAUUAUAUACAUAUAAGUGGCGAAACACGCAACUCUAUAUCGAAUGCAUAUUUAAGAUUUACCAUUCGUAGACUUACGCGGCUCACAGCUGUGCCCGCGAAGGGUCACGCGUAUAGGUGUUAUACUCCCAUUAAUGUACACCUGUAAAUCCCUCUCAACAAACAAUAUAUGAACGAUUAAAGAAUUCAUAAAGAA
Molecule: messenger RNA, 14019 nt
Organism: Ooceraea biroi (clonal raider ant)
Lineage: Eukaryota; Metazoa; Arthropoda; Insecta; Hymenoptera; Formicidae
Product: rap guanine nucleotide exchange factor 2
Biological process (GO): Ras protein signal transduction
Cellular component (GO): plasma membrane; apical plasma membrane
Molecular function (GO): protein binding; guanyl-nucleotide exchange factor activity
Source: RefSeq, a predicted model, not a curated record